AUGGCAGAGCUAAUUAUAAAGCCGUUUCUUUGCGAAGCAAUAGAAAAAUCAUCGUUGCGUAUUGAAUGGGAAAAAUGGCUCCGAGCGUUUGAAAUUUAUUUAGAAUCUGAAGAUAUCGUUUCAGUAAAGCAAAAGAAAAACAAACUUUUACAUUUGGCAGGUACGCAAGUGCAAUCCGUAGCUUACUCUUUGCCAGGUGCGAUCGAAGCAUAUAAUGAGACAGCUAAGAACGAUGUCUAUCAAGUUUUAGUUGAUAAACUAAAUGCUCACUUUUCUCCAAAGCAAAAUUCUAUUUUCGAAAGACAUUUGUUUAGAACUAUAUGUCGCACCGAAGGUGAAACUUUUGCAAAAUUUGUUUUAAAAUUACGUCAGCAGAUAAAUAAAUGUUCUUUUGGCACUACAAAACAUGAAAUUGAAGAAAUCUGCCUUAAAGAUAAAAUUAUUGAUGCAUGGGCAUCAAAAGAGCUCAAGAAGAAACUUCUUGAAAAAGAACGUACUUUGGACGAAGUCAUUGCGGCGUGCCAAGUAGAUGAACAAAUAAAUCAACAAUCAGAAACCAUGAUAUCUGACACAGAUGGAAUUAGUUCAGUUAACAAAGUUAAAUACCAGGCACGGGCUUCGUUUGCCCAAGGUGGUGAAUGUGGUAGAUGUGGUCAAAAUAGCCACGCUGAUAAUAGCUCGUUGUGCCCAGCUAAACUAAUAAAAUGUAAUAAAUGUGGUCGCGUAGGGCAUUUCGCACGGAAAUGCAGGACAAAUUUAAAACGACAUUCUACCCAAUCUAACUUUAAAAACUCAAAACGUAAAUAUAAUAACAUUCGUUUGGUUAGUGAUGACGGUUGCGACGCAGAUAAACCUAAACUCGAAAGUCACUGUUUUAACAUAUUAAGUGACGAUGAAGAAGAGACAAUACAAGUGAAAAUUGGGGGUCAUUCGAUCUCCGUAAUAAUUGAUUCUGGGUCUCGGUUUAAUCUGGUAAGUCAAACUGACUGGUUGCAUUUACAAAAAGCAAAAGCUACGCUUUUCAACGUUCGCUCAAAUACCCAUAACCAAUUCAGAAGCUACGCCUCGGACCAAUUGCUUAAGGUAAUGAGCGUUUUUGAGGCUCCUAUAUCUGUUGAUAACAAUCCCGAGAUGAUUGCCUCAUUCUUCGUUAUUGAGAAUGGGAAACAAUCACUGCUUGGCCGUGAAACGGCAAUUAAACUGAACGUGUUACGACUUGGUUCCAACCUAAACCAUAUUGAGCCUGUGAAACCAUUUCCGAAAUGGAAAGAAGUUGUACUCAAACUUUCCAUUAACCCAGAGAUAAAACCUGUACAACAGCCGAUGAGACAUAUUCCGGUAGCUUUGGAAGAAAAAGUGUUGGCUAAACUUGAUGAAGCACUAAGCCUAGACUUAAUCGAACCGGUGAUAGGUCACAGCCCCUGGAUAUCACCGAUGGUAUUAGCUUUUAAAGAAAACGGCGACAUUAGAAUAUGUUUGGACAUGCGUUUGGCAAACAGAGCAAUUUUACGCGAAAAUUAUCCGCUUCCCACCUUCGAAUCGUUUAUGACGAAAUUGAGAAACGCCAAAUUUUUCUCUCGGUUGGAUCUUAAAGACGCUUAUCACCAACUCGAGCUUCAUGAAACCAGUAGAGAAAUCACAACGUUUAUUACGCCUCGAGGACUUUUUCGCUAUAAACGAUUAAUGUUUGGAAUUAACGCAGCGCCAGAAAUUUUCCAAAGAAGGUUAGAACAGCAAUUAUCACCUUGUUCAAACGUUAUGAACUAUAUAGACGACGUCAUUAUUUUCGGUAGUGAUGAGAAGGAACAUGACAAAAAUGUUAAUGAAGUCUGCGAAAUUUUCAAAGCAAACAACGUUCUGCUAAACCAUCAGAAAUGUAUUUGGAAAACAAACAAAUUAAAAUUCCUUGGUCACAUUUUAUCCGACAAGGGAAUUGAAGUAGACCCAGAGAAGAUAACGACGAUAACCACAUUUCGUGACCCGGUCACUAAGGAAGAAGUUCGGAGUUUUCUAGGCCUGGUAACAUAUGUAGGCAAGUUCAUCCCGGAUUUAGCCACUCGCACCGAGCCGCUGAGACGUCUUCUCAUCAAAGAAAACAAGUUUGUGUGGGGCAUGGUCGAGAAGAAUGCAUUUGAAGAUCUUAAACUGAGGUUGGCGGAAGUCACUAAGUUGUCGUAUUUUAAUCCAAACAAAAAGACACGUUUGAUCGCUGAUGCUAGUAAAGUGACAUUAGGAGCUGUACUGGUCCAAUUGCUAGAAGAAACGAAGCCAAACAUUAUAUCAUUUGCUAGUAGGAGCUUAUCAAAAGUAGAGCAGCGAUACUCCCAAACAGAGAAAGAGAGUCUAGCCUUGGUGUGGGGAGUUGAAAAAUUCUACUUCUACCUAACAGGCCUCGAAUUUGAACUAGUCACCGACCACAAACCACUGGAAGCAAUAUUUAAACCCACAUCAAAACCACCAGCCCGGAUCGAGAGGUGGCUUCUGCGUUUGCAAGCAUACAAAUUUAAAGUAAUUUAUAAAACUGGAAAAGAAAACAUAUCGGACGUUUUAUCCCGGCUUUGUCAACCAGCAGAAGCGCAAUGUUUUGACUUAGAGGGAGAACACAACAUCUUGCGAGUCAUUGAAAAUUCUAUUCCUGUGUCGAUGUCCAUCUCAGAAGUGGCAGAGGAAAGCACGCGCGAUGAAGAAAUUAUCGACGCAAUGUCAUGUAUGGAUAAUAAUUCUUGGGAAGCAGCAUCUUCAAAUAAGUUGUAUCCGUUUAGAUUUGAGCUUUCAACUGUAGGCCAGAUUCUGUUGAGGGGGACACGCAUUAUUAUUCCGGUCACAUUGCGUCAGAAAGUUCUUGAAUUGGCACAUGAAGGUCACCCGGGGGAGUCUGUUAUGAAACGUCGGUUACGAUCGAAGUAUCAAGAGAUUUAA
This is a messenger RNA of Anastrepha ludens (Mexican fruit fly), 2919 nucleotides long. RefSeq lists its product as uncharacterized. Gene Ontology annotation, molecular function: nucleic acid binding; zinc ion binding. Lineage: Eukaryota; Metazoa; Arthropoda; Insecta; Diptera; Tephritidae. The record is from RefSeq and is a predicted model, not a curated record. The transcript has 2 exons. The coding region runs from base 1 to 2919 and encodes 972 amino acids.